Molecule: messenger RNA, 969 nt
Organism: Triticum urartu
Lineage: Eukaryota; Viridiplantae; Streptophyta; Magnoliopsida; Poales; Poaceae
Source: RefSeq, a predicted model, not a curated record
AUGGAAGAGGCAGCGGUGGUCAAGAUGGGCAGGUCUGAGCAUCACGACGAUAUGGCCGACGCGUGCGGCUCGCCGCCAUCAUUUAGGAUGGAGGACCUUCCUGCGGAAGUUCAAGCUAUUAUAAUUUCACUGCUGCCACUGAAAGAGGUCGUUAGGUCAUGCGUUGUUUCCACAAGUUGGAGAAUGGUCUGGAGAUUCCACUGCAAUCUUUGUUUUGAUGGCCUCACUAGUCUGGAUUGGGACACAGAUGACGAGUUCAAGGGUACUACCAAAAUAAGACAAGCAAAGUUCAUUGAGACUAUAAAUUGGGUUAUUCGACAACAUAGUGGGAUAGGAAUCAAUAAGUUCAGCAUCAGGUGUGGACUACACAAAGAGGACUCUGAUAAUCUCGACAAGUGGAUUGAGUUUGCCGCUACAUCGAAGGCAAAGAUAAUAGCUUUUUCUCUGGUAAUAAUUGAUUAUCCAUUUGAAUUUCACCACUUCCCGCUCGAGGUUUUAGGCACUCAAGGUAGCUCAUUUGUGCGAUCCUUGUUUCUCACCGGCGUUUCUAUAAAGCCACACUCAGGAAUAUAUGGCUUUACAGUACUCAGAAAGCUUGUGCUGAAAUGUGUUCAGAUAUUUGGAGACAUUCCAGGCUUUUUAGCAAACUGUUGGGCACUUGAGGACUUAGAGAUGAUCAAGUGCUUUGGGGUAACCAAUUUAAGCAUACCGCACCAACUUGAUAAACUUCAGCAUUUGCUAGUUAAGAAGAUGGAUGUCGAGACGAUUGAGUGUCUUGCUGCUGAUCUUGCUCAUUUUGAGUACAAAGGAAAAGAGAUUCCUAUAGUAUUUAAUGGUCGCUCCAAGUUAGAGAAGGCUACAAUAAUGUUUGAAGGCAGAAAUGGACUGGCCCGUGUAUUCACUAUGGUUCCAAUCAUUCUGCGAGUGAAGAUGCUAAAUGUGCAAGCUCGUAUAUCUGCUAAUGAACAG